Molecule: messenger RNA, 1008 nt
Organism: Helianthus annuus (common sunflower)
Lineage: Eukaryota; Viridiplantae; Streptophyta; Magnoliopsida; Asterales; Asteraceae
Exons: 1
Coding region: 1-1008 (335 amino acids)
Source: RefSeq, a predicted model, not a curated record
AUGCAUCAGGUUAACGCAGUAACCGAAUUGAUUCAAAACGAGGAUUUUAACAAAAUGUCUCAAUUUGCGGUUGUGAACAAUGAUGAUGUGAAUGAUGCGUUAGAAGAAGACGAAAUUGGAGAUGGAAUUGAUAUGGAUGAUGAGUUUGAAGAAGAUGGAAUUGGAGAUGAAACAUCAAAUGGUAACGUUCACGUACCUUCAACUUAUACUAGUUUAGAGGAAACUAAUUUGAAUAUUGAUGAAAAUUGGAAGACAACAUAUUCCCAGAGUAAAAAUGAUUUUACUAGCGAGCUAGGAAAAGACUCUUUCAAUGACAAGGAAGAAUUUACUAGGCUUGUCAAGUUGCAUAGUAUCAAAACGCAUAAACAUUUUGAGGUUGUUGAAUCAAAACCAACCACUUGGUAUAUAAAAUGUAAGUUACAUGAUCAAGGAUGCAAAUGGCACCUUCGUGCAAGUAAACGUAAACGUAGUGGUUCUUUCGAAAUCAUAAAGUAUACUGGUCCACACACUUGUUUGCAUAGUAUGAUUACUCAAGACCAUCCAAAUCUAGAUGCAACCUUGAUCGCUCAAGAAAUCCAACAUCUUAUAAAGGAGCAACCUUCUAUUAGUAUUGCCACUUUAAAAGCUGAGAUAAUUGAUAAAUUAAGCUACACUCCUUCGUACAAGAAGGUUUGGGUAGGAAAACAGAAGGCAAUUGAACAAGUCUUUGGGAAUUGGGAAGAAUCUUUUACCAUUUUACCCAAAUUUUUAUAUGCACUACAAAAGUUCAAUCCAGGGACUAUCGUGGAAUGGUGUGUAAUGAGAAAGACCAAUCAAGUGGAAUUCAGACGUGUUUUUUGGGCAUUUGAUCCUUCUAUCAAGGGUUUUAAGCAUUGUCGACCGGUUAUUAGCAUUGAUGCUACACAUUUGUAUGGAAAGUAUAAAGGCAAGAUGAUGAUUGCAAUGGGAGUUGAUGGUAAUAAUCAAAUAUUGCCACUUGCAUUUGCUAUCGUAGAAAAUGAAUCUUAG